AUGCGUCCAAUCAGUAUCCAAAACAAACACAAGCGUCUGUCCUCAGCAUUGCGCAUGCUCUACACAAGUUUCUGCAGAGCCUUGAUCGCAAAACAGUCUGCUUCUGCCCAAGCCAUGUUCUCUACUUCCAUCUUCGUCGUCGAGGCUGAUCUCCGCGACAAGCCUGCCACUCACGACAGCAGUAGCAACAGAAGCAACAGCAACAGUAACAACAUCGACACCGAGGCUAUGCCUCCCACUCCCAGCACCAAGAACAACAAGGCUCCUGUCAAGACCACUUCUUCUCAUUGUUUCCUGUCUGCUCCCAUUCCCAAGCCUGAGCCUGUCCCUGAGCCUCCCACUUCUGAGACCGUCGACGAUGCUCUCGGUCCUAAGCCUGAGCCUAUCUCUCGCCCUCCUACCCCUCCUGUCUCCUGGAAGGUACUUUGGGCUUCCUUGAGUGCUCCCACCAAUCCUGCUGUCUAA
Molecule: messenger RNA, 465 nt
Organism: Aureobasidium melanogenum CBS 110374
Lineage: Eukaryota; Fungi; Ascomycota; Dothideomycetes; Dothideales; Saccotheciaceae
Exons: 2
Coding region: 1-465 (154 amino acids)
Source: RefSeq, a predicted model, not a curated record